Lates calcarifer (barramundi perch) is the source of this 498-nucleotide messenger RNA. RefSeq names its product zgc:92591 (gene h2bk1). The transcript has 2 exons. Lineage: Eukaryota; Metazoa; Chordata; Actinopteri; Centropomidae. The coding region runs from base 94 to 444 and encodes 116 amino acids. The record is from RefSeq and is a predicted model, not a curated record. Gene Ontology annotation, cellular component: nucleosome. Gene Ontology annotation, molecular function: protein heterodimerization activity; structural constituent of chromatin; DNA binding.
GGCCGUCCGUGAGCCAGAAAACUGGAAUAUUCAUUCCUAAACUACUUGUUAAAGCAUCUUGACGCAUUUAAUAUUCGUCACACCGUUUCCAAAAUGACUAAUGAUAUAUCCAAAAAGAAGGGGAAGAGUUCGAGUGAGAAAAAGGCGAAAAGAAAAGCCAAACGAAGAGAGACUUACGCCAUGUACAUCUAUAAAGUUUUGAAACAGGUUCAUCCGGACACGGGGAUUUCUAGCAGAGCCAUGAGCAUCAUGAACUCCUUCGUAAAUGACCUGUUCGAGAGGAUUGCUACAGAGGCGUCAAGGCUGGCCCAGUACAAUAAACGCUCCACUAUCACCAGCAGAGAGGUGCAGACCGCGGUGAGGCUGCUGCUGCCCGGGGAGCUGGCUAAACACGCCGUGUCUGAAGGCACCAAGGCUGUUACCAAGUACACCAGCUCCAAGUGAAGACCUCCACAAGUCUUAAAACCUGGUUGAUUUCAAUAAACGCACAAAAUCAGA